UGGAUUUCCAGUCUGCCUUUGCCCAAGGCCAGUCACGAAUCAUUGCCCUCCCAUGCCUUUCCCACCAGUACCUUCCCCACGAGAGAGCGCUCCUUCUGCCCACACCCGCUCUGCAUCCGUCCGAACUCAAUACACACCUUCUGUUCAUUCCAUCACCACUUUCGCUCUUGAACCGCCGUUCUCGUCCUCGUCCCUUGCAGCAGCCACAAAGCCAAACUUUGUAAGCACCUUGGAACAGUGGACUGAUGAUACAGACAGCGAAGAGAGGGAGUUGAAGAACACGCUUGCAGGAGUGUGCCAGACGGAGUGGACCGCUAUUAUGCAUGCCAUGGCACGAUUUGAGCCACCGUUUCGAACCCGAAUACGGUUCAUGCAUCUGAUGACCGGAAAUAUUCCUAACCACCUUCUGGCCUCUAAUCGUCCUGACAAAUCUGAUAAUGGGGAAGGGUCUCCUGCUCCGAGUCCCCGUAAUAAUAGCCUGUAUCGCAGCUUCUUGUUUCGUGAAAUGGAAAUUGACGAGGAUGAUGAGGACGGGGAUUCGGGAUGAAUUCUGAUUUUAAAUGACUUGCAUGAUUAUACACAGUCUCUAUCUUGUUAUAUACGCAGAGAAUUAUUUUACAAUUUCAACCUCCCAGUCAACCCCCGUAAUCCUACCCCAAGUCCGCUUGGGCACAACCACCUUGAAGAGCGUCCGCUCCUUGGCCACCACCUCAUUCCAUUCUUCCAACACCAAAUGAUCUACAGAAUCCACGUCUAAUAAUAAAAUCCCGAAAUGCUCUUCGCUUCCGUACUCCUUCUGUUCCUUUGGACUCAAGCUCAUCCACACUCGCCGUCGUUCUGCGUCCCACAUGCAUGGAUUUGUCAUAAUGCCACGAGCCCAAGAAGGCAACUGGGAUACUGUCGCGUUGGGUGGAGCAAUGCAAUAUAAUGUUCCGCUCAAACGAUAUUCUUCGUUGGUUUUCGGCAGAGAAAACAAGAGUUCGGCUUCAGAGCCCAUGACCAGGCUGUCUGAUCUCAGGUCAUAUUUCAAGAGAAGGAGGGAGGAUAAUUUGACCGUGAUUGCUGCUGGAAGUCGGGAGGCUGCAC
Molecule: messenger RNA, 1086 nt
Organism: Spizellomyces punctatus DAOM BR117
Lineage: Eukaryota; Fungi; Chytridiomycota; Chytridiomycetes; Spizellomycetales; Spizellomycetaceae
Exons: 2
Coding region: 53-547 (164 amino acids)
Source: RefSeq, a predicted model, not a curated record